This is a messenger RNA of Gryllus bimaculatus (two-spotted cricket), 298 nucleotides long. The record is from the annotation of a GenBank genome assembly. Lineage: Eukaryota; Metazoa; Arthropoda; Insecta; Orthoptera; Gryllidae.
UGAAUGGUGUCACAUGUGUUUUCGGGUGAUUAGUUAAAAAUUCACGUAACUCUUGACAUACAAACAUUUUGAUAUUUGAUCGGGAUACAGUAUGAACGAAUAUUGCUCUGCUACCAAAGACCUGUGUUGUUUGAAGGAGGGGCUGUUCCUGCCUUUGGAAGAAACGUGCCGCAAACAAGAAGGGUAUUCUGAAGUAGUGAAACAGGAAAUGUCUCGUGCACCCGAGAAGCCCCCUGAACUGCGCUUUGCUUCAAACUUGCCCGACUCCCUAAGCACAUCCCUCUUAGCGAGAUCUUAG